Messenger RNA from Protopolystoma xenopodis, 411 nucleotides. NCBI's taxonomy places the organism in Eukaryota, Metazoa, Platyhelminthes, Monogenea, Polystomatidea, Polystomatidae. The record is from the annotation of a GenBank genome assembly.
ACAGAAAUCUCUGCAAAUAGUCCAAAGGUAACCAGACAUGGGAACGUAGGCCUCUUUACUGGAGAAGCUAGAGAUGAGGAGGAUGGAGAAAUCUGUUACGAAAAUAUUGAUGUUGCUGUGAAAAUACUAAAUGAGUUUGGUGGUUCAAGUGACCUGCACGCUCUGUUGGACGAGGCCAAAGUAAUGGUAUCAGUUUCGCAUCGGCAUUGCCUUCGUCUACUGGGUGUCUGUCUAUCCGGGACGCGAAGAUGUCUUGUAUCAGCCUAUGUAGAGAAUGGGAGUCUGGACCGUUAUCUCAGUACUCAUGGCUCUCGUAUUCAAGCCCAACUUCUGCUGAUUUGGGCUAGCCAGAUUGCAGAUGGAAUGGCCUACCUUCAAUCUCGUGGAAUAAUACACAGGCAAGAGCUAUGA